This is a messenger RNA of Meleagris gallopavo (turkey), 5494 nucleotides long. The record is from RefSeq and is a predicted model, not a curated record. Lineage: Eukaryota; Metazoa; Chordata; Aves; Galliformes; Phasianidae.
GGAACUGCUGCUGUCUGCAGGCUGUGGAGCACGUCUGCUUUCCCAGCCUUGCUGCUCAGGCGGAGUGGAUGCAGCAGCAUGAUUUUCUGGGUUGAGUGUUUCUUAUUAUGCCUGUCAGACACUGAUUUCUGAGCCUGUUGUGUUCCCUGGGCAUACCAGGAGGGCAGGCACAGCACAGGCCCAUUUCCUUAAUGACCGGCAGUGAAUUGCCUGCACAUGUGCAGUGCAGAUUUGAGACGCCCUCCGUGUAUUUUUUUUUCUCUGCGGAUUUUCCCCGUUGGAUGAGGUGUUCUCCAUUUGUGGAGUCCCUGCCCAGCUGAGCCUUUAACAGAGCGUCUUCCUUCCAUCUGCACACAGCCCUUAUUUUGUGCUCCAAUUAUUCCAAGGCAGCUCCACUCCCCUCCGAGCUUUGGAGAGAUUUACCAGGUGGGCACCUGAGGAUGUUCUGGGGCAAAAUGGAGGUGCCCUGUCACUGCUGCCAUCCCUGUCAGGGUAAGGAGAUGUGGCUGAGAUAAGGCCAGCAGCCUCUGCUCCCCUCCCCGAGCAGUGCCCUCAGCAGUGCACAUGCACCCGGUGAGGCCAGGAUGUGGCCUCUCACCAAUGCUGGGAGCUCAUGGGUGAAUGUGGCCUCGGUGUGCACAUCAAGGGAGCUGGGGGGAGGCGGGGAGGCCCUUACAUAAGCCCUGCAUGCAGCAGGAGGAGCGGGGAGGGGAAGGGCAGUGCGCUGAGAAUCCAGGCAGCCUCCGGCGAGGGCUCCCCAGGAGCAGCUCUGUGCUGACACACGGCCGUCAGUCCCUGGCCUUGGCCAUCCACCCAUUAUCCGUGUCCCCCACCGCCCUGCCUGGGGUGACGUGGAAGGGCUGCAGGACUGAAGCAGUGGCAUGGAGGGGAUGUGGCCCUGGGGCACUCUGGCUGUCACUGUCUUGCUCACCCUGCACUUUGCACUGUGGUGCUGGGAAAUCCCUUGGUGGCAUGGAUGGAUUCCAUAUGUGCAGAUGGGUGUUGUCUGUGUUUCUGCACAUGCUUGGGGCAUAUUGGCAGCUCUGUCUCCCGGAGCACCUUGGAUGUUCCCCUGUAUCUCAGCCAUGGUUCUCACCUGGAGAGGUAAGCGCUGGCUCCUUCCCUAAAGCAGGACAGGGGCUUCUGAGCAGGGGAUUAGUUUGUGCCCAGGUAAGAUUGGGUGCCCACAGCUCUACCACCCUUUCCAAGAUGUCUGCUGUUAAUUCCCUCCAUCUCUCCACAGCAUCAGCAAUCCCUGCCAAGUUGGGCCAUUUGAAGGGGGACCGCAGCAGGCAGCUUGCAGGCUCUGAGAAGCAGUGACAAGUCUCUCUGGGUCAACAUCCCUGAGUCGCUGGGUUCUCCUGCCCCAAGGAUUUGGCUGUUCCUUCUGGACAAACCGGAGGCUUGCUGUCAUGGGGAUGCAUUGAACCCUCACCCCAGGAGCUUCAGGCCUGGAUGUUGGUGCUGCUCCUCCCGGACGAUGUGGCUGAUACUCUGGAGAAGCCCUCUCUUGCCCCCUGUUCUCCAAGUGCCUGAGCUGGUGGCCGGCUGGGACCUGCGUCUUGCCCUCUGGGUCCUGAGCUUCGCCUCGGUGGUUGUGCGCAUGGAGGGCCAAGUCUACUCUCCCACUGUCAACACUCACUAUGGGAAGCUACGGGGGGUGCGUGUGCCACUACCCAGUGAGAUUUUGGGACCUGUGGAUCAGUACCUGGGGGUGCCUUACGCUGCCCCCCCAGUUGGGGAGAAGCGGUUCAUGCCUCCAGAGCCACCUCCCUCCUGGUCAGGCAUCAGGAACGCUACCCACUUCUCGCCAGUCUGCCCCCAGAACAUCCACAACGCCGUCCCUGAGAUCAUGCUGCCCAUCUGGUUUACCUCCAACUUGGAUAUUGUGGCCACCUACAUCCAGGACCCCAAUGAGGACUGUCUGUACCUCAACAUCUACAUCCCCACGGAGGAUGUAAAACGGAUUUCCAAGGAAUGCACCCGAAAGCCCAACAAGAAAAUAUGUAGGAAAGGAGGAGCCAGCGCUAAGAAACAGGGAGAGGACUUAGCGGAUAAUGACGGGGAUGAAGACGAAGACAUCCGGGACAGCGGGGCCAAGCCGGUGAUGGUGUACAUCCAUGGCGGCUCAUACAUGGAGGGCACAGGGAACAUGAUCGACGGCAGCGUCCUGGCCAGCUACGGGAACGUGAUUGUCAUCACACUCAACUACCGCGUCGGAGUGCUCGGGUUCCUGAGCACAGGGGACCAGGCUGCCAAGGGCAACUAUGGGCUGCUGGACCAGAUCCAGGCGCUGCGUUGGGUCAGUGAGAACAUUGCCUUCUUCGGCGGCGAUCCUUUGCGCAUCACUGUCUUCGGUUCUGGCAUCGGCGCCUCCUGUGUCAGCCUGCUCACCCUCUCCCACCACUCAGAAGGUCUCUUCCAGAGAGCCAUCAUCCAGAGUGGCUCUGCGCUCUCCAGCUGGGCGGUGAACUACCAGCCUGUCAAGUACACCAGCAUGCUGGCAGACAAGGUGGGCUGCAACGUGCUGGACACGGUGGACAUGGUGGACUGCCUGCGGCAGAAGAGUGCCAAGGAGUUGGUGGAACAAGACAUCCAGCCGGCCCGCUACCACGUGGCCUUUGGGCCGGUCAUUGAUGGGGAUGUGAUCCCAGAUGACCCAGAGAUCCUAAUGGAGCAGGGCGAGUUCCUCAAUUACGACAUCAUGCUGGGUGUCAACCAAGGCGAGGGGCUGAAGUUCGUGGAGGGCGUGGUGGAUCCCGAGGAUGGCGUUUCGGGCAGCGACUUUGACUACUCAGUCUCCAACUUUGUAGACAAUCUGUAUGGCUACCCCGAGGGCAAGGACACCCUGCGAGAAACCAUCAAGUUCAUGUACACAGACUGGGCCGACAGGGACAACCCCGAGACUCGCCGCAAGACCCUGGUGGCCCUCUUCACCGACCACCAAUGGGUGGAGCCAUCAGUGGUGACAGCUGACCUGCACGCCCGCUACGGGUCCCCAACCUACUUCUACGCCUUCUACCACCACUGCCAGAGCCUGAUGAAGCCCGCGUGGUCCGACGCGGCCCACGGGGAUGAGGUGCCUUACGUGUUUGGGAUCCCCAUGAUCGGCCCCACAGACCUCUUUCCCUGCAACUUCUCUAAGAACGAUGUCAUGCUCAGUGCUGUGGUGAUGACCUACUGGACCAACUUUGCCAAGACAGGGGACCCCAACAAGCCCGUCCCACAGGACACCAAGUUCAUCCACACCAAGGCCAACAGGUUUGAGGAGGUGGCCUGGUCCAAGUACAACCCCCGCGACCAGCUGUACCUGCACAUCGGGCUGAAGCCGCGGGUGCGCGACCACUACCGAGCCACCAAGGUGGCUUUCUGGAAGCACCUGGUCCCCCACCUGUACAACCUGCACGACAUGUUCCACUACACCUCCACCACCACCAAAGUGCCACCACCCGACACCACGCAGAACUCCCACAUCACCCGCCGGCCCAACGGCAAGAUCUGGACCACCAAGCGCCCCGCCAUCUCACCCGCCUACAACAGCGAGAACGGGAAGGAGAAGUGGAGCCCGGAGCAGGAGGCGGGCACCCUGCUCGAGAGCCCCCGCGACUACUCCACCGAGCUGAGUGUCACCAUCGCCGUGGGCGCCUCGCUCCUCUUCCUCAACGUCUUGGCCUUCGCCGCCCUCUACUACCGCAAGGACAAGCGGCGGCAGGACACACACCGGCAGCCCAGCCCGCAGCGCGGUGCCGCCAACGACAUUGCCCACGCGCCCGACGAGGAGAUGCCAUCCCUGCAGGCCGGCCAGGCGCACCACGAGUGCGAGGCCGUGCCGCCCCAUGACACCCUGCGCCUCGCCGCCCUGCCCGACUACACGCUGACGCUGCGCCGCUCCCCGGAUGACAUCCCGCUCAUGACGCCCAACACCAUCACCAUGAUCCCCAACUCGCUGGUGGGGCUGCAGACCCUGCACCCCUACAACACUUUCGCCGCCGGUUUCAACAGCACGGGGCUCCCGCACUCACACUCCACCACCAGGGUAUAGCUGCCCGCAGCCGGCGCACACCCACGCACGCACGCACACGCACUCGGCAGACACUGGCAGAGGGACCGGCGGGAGCCCCACCAGGACGGAUAGACAGACGGACGGGUGGCACACACGGACGGUGUGACACCAAGCCCAAACCUGUGGGCGCUGCGCACCGCCGGCCGCCCCGCUUCCCUCGGCGCUUUCUUUCAUUCCUUUCUAACUUUGAGAAGUGCUUCAACUCUCCGGCUCCCGGCAGGAGGGCCCCACUGGUGCACCGGGGCUGUGCCCCCCGAUGGGGACACGGCAUCACCCGCGCCCACCGAGCACGUUGAGACGGGCGAGCAGCGAUGCUGGGUAUCCCUCUUGGAGGAGGUUUGGCAUCCAGAGCGCCGUGGAUAAGGCUCCGUCACUGUGCCAUGGUGCUAAGGGCAGAGGCAGCAGGCAGGGACCCGGCCUCGCGCUGGGUGCGGGCGCUGGGAGCCGGGGGGCCGCCCCGCGAUGGAGACGUGGCACCUCUGCCCCCUCUUUGCGCUGCAGAGAAUCUCUUUUGUGUCAGUCGUUUCUCUUUGCAGAGACGUUUUUUAAAGCAGAUCUUUAGUUCUUUACACACUAACGGAGUCGCCGCGUUUUGUCCUUUGUAAAGAUUUUAAACCAAGUGUUCUUGAUAUAAAAUAAAAAGCCAGUUAGAAGAACCCCAGCGUGUGUGCGCGGUGCCGGCCCUGACGCGGCCCCACGGCCCCAGUACCCGUGCACGGGGCCAGUGGGCACCAGGCACCAGGCAGGGCCCUGCCUGCCGCGCUGCAAGGCCGCGCUCUUUUGUAUUUUUGAUAUUCUCCCUCCUCUGUCACCUGUGCCCACGGAUAUCAGCCAAAAAGCCCGCUCCAGGGCCCGGCCACAGGCACCCCACAGCCCCUCAGCCCCAUCCCAGCCCCCAGUCCAGUGCCACUCUCAGCCCUCUGCGGAGUCACCCAAUGGGGUUGGAUGCGCGCUGCCAAAGCGCAGCCACCCACAGCCACCCCUCCCUGCUCCCCACCUCGCCACCACCCCACGCCAGGGUGUACCACUGGGGACAGGGCACCUGCCCUAGGGCUGGGGCACCCGCAGAGCCGGCGAUAGCUGCAGGUAGUGGGGAGCUUAGGGCUGGAUGUGGGGAAGGAGCUACCCGGGAGCAGUGAGGGCAGGGGUUGGCUUAGCCCCCAGCGUGGUCACCCUGAGCACAGGAGGGGACGGGUCCUGUGUCCCCACAGGGAUGCCACCCUCAGCCCCGGUCCGGCUGGCAGACGCUGCCCGCACUGGCAGCCGUGACGCAUCGGUGCCGGGUGACCCCACACAGCCCCACAUGGCCCCACACAGCCUUGGUUUGGGGUGAGGGUGCUGGUUGGAGAAUGUAUUUAUACCCUGUCACCCGCUCAGAGUAACAAAUUCCAAAUAAAACAGAAGUGAUAUUUUUAAUAGUGGUGUGUCUUG